Messenger RNA from Myotis lucifugus (little brown bat), 717 nucleotides. RefSeq names its product dephospho-CoA kinase domain-containing protein-like. The transcript has a single exon. Gene Ontology annotation, biological process: coenzyme A biosynthetic process. The record is from RefSeq and is a predicted model, not a curated record. Gene Ontology annotation, molecular function: ATP binding; dephospho-CoA kinase activity. NCBI's taxonomy places the organism in Eukaryota, Metazoa, Chordata, Mammalia, Chiroptera, Vespertilionidae. Bases 453 to 710 code for a protein of 85 amino acids.
GGGAGAGGGGCCUCGUGGUGGCCUGGGAAGCUAUUUUUGAUGCGGCAGGCCCCGCCCCCGGGGAAGUGCAGAAAGCGUUGAGCUUGCAGGCACAGCCUUCCAGUAAAGGUCACCGAUGUAGGUGAUCAAACCCUCCCAUCUUAUAACUAGGAAACCUCAGGUCUGGUGGUAAAGCGGAUUGGCCCCAGGUGGCAGGAAGCAGCUUUUGCAGCCUUUCCCCCUGUGUAUGUUAAGCCCAUCAUGCUACCAGAGUCCUCACAGCGCAGGGUGAGGUGGGGGGAGCCUGUGAGCUUCCAGGCCCCCUUCCCUGUCUAUGGGACCCUAAAUUGAUUUGCGAGAAGGGGCUGCCCACCCCUUUCACUUGCUGGCCGGGAGGGAGGCUGGGGCCUACAAAGCCUGAUCUGCCCUUUUGCCCGGUCCUUAGCGAACGGGAAACGCAGCUGGUACGCCUGAUGCGACGGAACAACCUGAACCUGGAGGACGCAGAGGCUCGGAUCAGUGCUCAGCUGCCCCUGAAGGACAAAGCCCGCAUGGCCCGCCACGUUCUAGACAACUCGGGCGAGUGGAGCAUCACCAAACGCCAGGUCAUCCUUCUGCACGCCGAGCUGGAGCGCUCCCUAGAGUACCUGCCCCUGAGGCUCGGGGUCCUCACCGGCCUGGCCGGCAUUGUUAGCCUCCUCUACUUGCUCACCGCUACUCUGCUUCCCUAGCUGGGCA